AUGGCGAGGUCCAUCCCGGUCAGAUCACAUGCCUUGCUGAAGACGUCUCAAAUUGCUGCAGCGCAGGAACGAGAUUUCCUCUUUGCAGACAAUUUGGAACCACAUGCCACCAGAAGGAAUCUGGGGCUUGGUCGAGAGGAAGGAGAUCCUGAAAGCACACCCAGAUCCACGGCUAAAACGGCACAGGAGAUCACGAAGCUGAUGGGCCCCGAGUGGCGAACGAAGUACCUGGUGGCUGCCACUGUCGCCCUUCAGAUCACCUUGGCCUGUUUUGCCAAGAGCUGGUCCUUCUGGACGUUCGUGGCGGUGGCGUAUAUUGUUGGAGCGACUGCAAACCAUUCUCUGUUCUUGGCCAUCCACGAGUUGGCUCACAACUUGGGGGCCAAAUCAGCCAGCGCCAACAAGAUCAUCGGAAUGGUGGCGAAUCUUCCCAUUGUCUUUCCCUACUGCAUCACCUUCAAGCCGUACCACAUGGCGCACCAUCGCAACCAGGGCGUUGAAGGGAUCGAUACGGAUGUCCCCACCCUCUUUGAGGGAUAUCUCAUUACCAAGAGUUCUUUCGGUCGAGUUGAUCACAUGAUCCGCAAGGCAAUUUUCAUGUUCUUUCAGAUUUUCGCCUAUGCCUUGCGUCCGAUGUUCAUCAAACCAGACUUGGUGCCCUUGGAUUUCUGGGUGCUCUGCAACUUCUUCGUCGUGUACUUUUUAUUGUCUACCUUCUUUGCUGGAUCCAUUCAUCCCACGGCAGGACAUUUCAUUGCGGAACACUACGUGAUGGAAGGGGAUGCAGAGACCUACUCCUACUACGGCCCCCUCAAUCGCUUGGCCUACAACGUUGGCUAUCAUAACGAGCACCACGAUUUCCCCAACAUCGCUUGGUCGAAUCUGCCGAAGGUCAAGGAAAUUGCUCCGGAGUACUAUGAUAACUUGCCUCAAUGCAAGUCGUGGCCAGGAGCAAUUCUUCGAUACAUCUUCGAUGAUUCCAUCAGCCCAUUCAGCCGAGUGAAGCGCCAUAAGAAGUACGAAUGAAUGGACUGGCUGAUAACUUUCUUGCUGGCCUGCUUUUUGCGUACCAGAAGAAGUGUUUUGAAAAAAAAACUGAUGGUGGCG
This is a messenger RNA of Cladocopium goreaui, 1107 nucleotides long. Lineage: Eukaryota; Dinophyceae; Suessiales; Symbiodiniaceae. The record is from the annotation of a GenBank genome assembly.